Messenger RNA from Coccidioides posadasii C735 delta SOWgp, 4786 nucleotides. RefSeq lists its product as uncharacterized. The record is from RefSeq and is a predicted model, not a curated record. Lineage: Eukaryota; Fungi; Ascomycota; Eurotiomycetes; Onygenales; Onygenaceae. Gene Ontology annotation, molecular function: protein binding.
AUGAAUAAUCAAGCGUUUUCCAGCCGUAAGCGCCUCGAGGAAUUGGCUGCAAGCGUGGGUGUUUCUAUGAGCAAUUAUCUCCCAAUCCUCAAUAGAAACGCCAUUUUUUCUUUUAGCCAUCAGGAUAAGGAAGCGGCUGAGAGCCUUGCAACUCGCAAAAGAUUAGAAACUUUCUCGUCGAAGUCACAUAUCUUCCGACGCACCCCAAGCCAACGCAAUUUCAAGAAACAGGAGCUCUAUGUCGCGAUCGAGACCGUCAUCAGGGAAAACGGACCCGUCGGUGUUCUGGAAUGUUUACUGACGCAAGCCAAAGAUGCAAAGUCUAAAAAGAACAUAUUCAAAACCGAUACCCAGGAGUUCCACGUGGGCCCGCUUCUGGAGCUUGCAAUAGGACAUCGACGGGCCGAUAUGGUAUCAAUACUGGCUCCUCAAGCGGAUCCGGCGUCUGUGAAUAGUUGCCUUCGAUGUGCAACCGCAUCUGCCAAUCUAGAUUGUGUCAAGGCCCUGCUUGAAAACGGGGCAGAUCCAAAUUCUUGCCAAGAAGAGUUCAUUGAAAAUAUAACCAGUGGAAACAUUCCUCUCGUGAAACUUUUACUAAGAGCAGAGAAACGGCUUAAAAUUUCGUGUCUUGAUGAAGCCCUUCCGAUAAUGGUAUCGAAAGGACCGCUUCAGCUUGUUAUUAUCCUUCUUCAGCAAGGUGCCAAUGCGGAUUCAGCUGGACUGUUCGAAUCUGUUGUUGAGGGUGGAAGGAUUGAUCUUAUCGCCGCCUUUGUCUCAGCUAAGCGGCCUCCGUCACGAGCAUCUCUCAGCCGCGCUCUCGGAGUCGUUCUCCGUGGGUCAACAGUAGUGACGGAAGAACAACGUUUGAUCAUCGAAAUGCUUCUUUGCGCCGGCGCAUCUGGAGAGAACGUCAACAAAAUCCUAAUGCGAUCGAUCUCUACGAAUGAUCGGAACCUCGCUUCCACGGUGGUUUCGUAUCGCGAGGUGAUCUCAUAUGAUCCUUCGGACGCAAUAAUUGAAGCCGUAAAGAAAAAUGACAUGGAGAUUUUAAGCAUUAUUUUCAAUGGAAAACUUGACAGUGACUGCGCGUCUGCUCUACUGGCCAAGUUUUCUAAAGUGUCGGUGACUUUGGCGUCAUCGAGAAAGCUUUGGAUAGUGUCAACCUUAGUUAAAUACGGGGCUACUGGCGUUCCGCUGCAUGAGUAUUUGGUUAAUUCCGUCCAACGAAAUGACGAACUGUUGGUCAGAUUUUUAGUGGAUCACGGAGCAUCCGUUGACUACCAGGAUGCAAAGGCACUUCGUCUUGCCAUGUCCUCAAAAAAUCUUCAAAUCUUCAAGAAACUCCUUGGCGGGAAACCAUCUCAACCCUCCUUUUCGCUAUGCUUUCGCUUGUUACCAACAUUGCCCCCAAAUUUACAGCUGGAUUUGGCGUCAGAACUAUUAGCUGCUGGGGCCCAAGGUCAAGAGGUCGACAAGACGCUCGCAAGGGUGUUUUCUGACAACGUUACACUCGAACGACACCAGUUCCUUGAGUUACUCGUGAGACAUGGCGCGGAUGUUAACAUCAAGGAUGGUUAUUGUUUCCAAGAAGCAGCAAGAUUGGGAGACAUCGUUUCUCUAAGCACCUUACUCAAAGGCAGUCUAAGUGAGUUAUCACUUUGCAGAGCUCUCACUCCGGCAAGCAAACUGUCUCCCAAAGAACUACGGUUCACCAUCGUGGAUUUGCUUCUGUCAGCAGGCGCUCGUGGACCAAUGGUGGAUGCGCAAUUGGUUGAGCUAGUUCAGGAAAUUCCUGUCGAUAUCGUUUUGAUUAGUCUAGUUCUCGAGAAAGGGGAAGCAAAUAUCAACACGGAUGGUGGUAAGGCUGUGCAUCAUGCGUGUCGGAAGGCAGAUCAUAAACUCCUGGAGCUUCUGCUGCAGUAUCGGCCAACAACAAAGACCCUGGACGCGGCUUUCCUUACAGCGACCUCUUUGGAAGACCCUGCCGUUCGUUAUGAGAUAUGUCAUAAGCUCCUCAAUGCUGGUGUAAAAGGAGCAAUGCUGGACGCGUCAUUAAUCUGUGAACAGCAAUCUCCGUCAAGCAACAUGAGUCUACUGGAGCUACUUCUCGAUCAUGGGGCGAAUAUUAAUUUUAACAACGGUGCUGCUAUCCGAAAUGCUAUAAAGCAGUCUGAUGAGCAGCAGCUUGUGCUUCUCGCAUCUAGAAUGCCUUCACGCCAGACAGUAAUUGGUGGCCUGGAAUUAUUGCUCCGUACUAAUACCGUCAAGAGGUACGAGAUGGCCAAUAUUUUGUUGAAUGCAACAGAUAUCUCCGUAUCCGAGGCUUUGAAUCCCAUGCUCCCUGAGGUGAUCAGAUUAGAUAUUUGGAAUCAUCGCCUUCUGAAGCUUUUUAUUCAGCACGGGGCUUCGGUAGAUUAUCAGCAGGGUAUGGCGAUACGCAAAUCGAUCGACAAUGAUUAUAUCGAUGCUUGUGAAUUAUUACUGGGUCAACCUGUCUCUUCGGACACACUUGAAACUGUUUUUGGGUCUUGUUUGGCGAUUGAAGGUCCACGACGUGUUCAAUACGCAAAGCUGGUCCUCCAAGCCGGUUUUCAUGGACGAUGUGUAGAUGAAGCACUCCUUAAGAUUGUCCAAGAAAAGCCCUGUGACAUGGAUAUGGUCAUACUUCUCUUAGGGCAUGGCGCUUCGGUCCACUUUGCGAAUAGUCAAUGUAUUGUUCACGCGGCUCUGUCUCGGGAUGAUUUAAUCCUGAGACUCCUUCUAGAAUCCGUUUCAGAUAAAAUAGCUGUGACAUAUGCGUUUGGAAAGACAAUAUCGGCCGGUAUAACUUGGCUUUCAGCUUCUGGUUUACCAACCAUCGAAUUGUUACUACGCCAUGGUGCAACCGGGGAGGCACUCAAUCUGGCCCUAAUCGCGGCAGUUGAAAAUGCAGCAAUGAACCCCGAGGUGGCAAAGUUUGUAGACCUUUUCCUUGAAUUUGGAGCUAGGGCCGAUUACCAUGAUGGUCGUGCACUGAGAGCUGCGAUUUCAAAAGGCCAAAUUUCGCUGACCAAAAAGAUUAUGGAUACAUGCCCUUCGAGCAAGAGUCUUGCAAUCGGACUCACAUGUGUUUUUAGUUCUGACCUGUCUGAGGAUGUCAGUUUGAAAUUGAUUGAAAUUCUCACUCAAAAUCAGGCCGACGUUGAUGCCAUGGGCACUUUGUGGUGUUCAGAUGGAUUGCAAAAAGAAUCUCCCGUUCUUCUAUGCCUUCAAAAAUGGCCACGAGGAACGAAGAUCCUGGAAAAGCUUUUGCAGAGCGGCAUGAACGUAAACCAGAUAACCUCUUAUACGAUAGAGAAUGAUCAUGGACUGGAACAUGUUUCUCUUCUUUUAUGGGCGUUGUUGCAGCCACAACAGCGUAUAAGUUCAUACGCGAUUGAGUGUCUACUGAAGCAUGGAGCGGACCCCAACUUUCAAUCUACAGGCUCUUGGAAGUCCCCUCUCCUCAUAGCAUCAAUCGAAAGAGCCCCUGAUGUUGUUUUACAGCUUAUCCGUCAUGGCGCAGAUGUUUCGAGGGGCGACGCGGCUGGAAAGUCUCCACUCUUUUACGCUAGCAGACGUAACCAGAUUGAUAUAAUACGCCAUCUUAUCGACGCUGGCGCUACUGUCGAUGAUGGGAGUCUCCAUGAAGCGGCACAGGCCUUGAGCCCCGAUGCUGUUCAACUCCUUAUUUCUUAUGGACAUGAUCCCAACUUUCCAUCAAUGUUACACGAUGGUCGAGGUGCACUAGCAAACUUGAGUCUCCACGCCUCUGAUGCUAGGUUGCCUGUUUCUGGAAUCAGGAAGACCAUUGACGCUCUAAUUGCUGGCAAAGCAGACCUAAGAGCACAGAGUCAGGGAAAAUCUCUCCUUUUCCAUGCAUUGGAUAAUCCAGGAUCCUGUGUCCAUGUCACGACGGCCCUGCUGGCAAGUGGAAUGUGGAAACUAGUUAAUGACAGCUGCAAUAUCUUUACCAGCAAUAACUAUGUCUACUCACCCUCGAUGUACAUCAAGAAGAACCUCCAAAACAGCCCAAGAGAGCUUGGUCCACAGCUUCUUCAUAUCCUGAAGGCUCACAAUUGCAGGGAUGUGUACUAUCGGCUCACUAGCCCUCAACCGUCAGACAUGGUUAACGGCCCGCCAGAAAUUAUGGCAGAGGAAAGCCGAAGACAGGCCCGAGUCAAACGUCUCCAGGAUCAAGAAGAAGAACACCAAAUGCAGCUCAGACAAAAUGAGGACCUUGCAAAUCAGCAAGACAUACUGAUGACGCGAACACACAAUCUGCGGAUUCAACACGAUCGCGAGCUUGCAGACGAACGAGAGGCAAACGCUGAGCGCUUUGCAAAACAACAGCUUCGUCUUGAUGCCGAAUCUGCAGCGCAACGGUCUCGCCUUGCACAACAAAAUCGUAUGCUAGAAUUUGAACACACGAAGACCCUUAGCCAACUUCGCCUGCAGGCACUCGAACAGCACGCCCGGCUGCAAAUUGCCAAUGCGCAAGAAGUUGCACAUAUAGAACAGGAACUGGUCGAUAAGAAACUGGCCACGGAGAUUCAACGAAUUAGAGAGCUCGAAGCUGCUAAUGACAGGCAGUACAAGAGAGAUUCUGAUAUUCUUUGUAGGCAGCAAAGGCUAUGGGCAGAAAGGAAAGGGAUAAUGAGUGAAGAUAGGGGAAUCACUCCUGGGAAUGCGAGUGGCACGAUGUCCCCAGUGAAGGGGCUAACCUAUCAGGGUGCAGAAUUGGAUUAGCUGAGCAAACUCCAGGCAA